CUUGGCUCUGCCUCGCCUCACCACCCAACCAAUAAUCAUUUGGUUUGUAAUUCUGCCUGCCAAUGGGAAGCCGGAAUACUGCAAGGUGUUGUUGCUAGCGGCGGUUGCUAAGGGACAGAAGUCUGUGAGUGCCUAACGGGACAGAGAGCUGCCGGAAUGGAGAGGAGCGGAGAGGGAAGCGGAGGAGCCAGCAUCCUCGAGGAUGAAAGUGCAAGACUCCGACACCUUAAGCUGGAAAACCAGAGGGCGCUCCUGGAGCAAAAGCAGAGGAAGAAGAGGCAGGAAAUCCUAAUGGUGCAGUCGAACCGUGAUGCGAGGCAGCGGCGUGCCAAGUCUGGGAAAAGCGAGGAGCAGGCUCCCCUCGUUCAAAGUCAGAAACAAAAAUCUGUGAAUUGUGACGUCAUAUUGAAUGGCAUUGACGGGCCAGCUGCUUUCCUAGAUUCUGGGUUUCAUGAGCUAGACUCCAAGAUCCAGGUUUUGACUGUCGGAGAGAGUUGCACUGAUACAGACUCCAAUGUGGGCACAGGGCGGCCCAGCCGUAACGAGGACAGGGCUUCACCUUGUAACAGUGAAAGAAGGGACACACCUGUCUCGGAAGAGGAGAGCACCCAGCCUUUAAAUAGUAUUGGAAGAGAGACACCAGAUCUGGAAAAGGCUCAGCAGAAAUGUAACAGGCAGGCGAUCCUUAGAAAGCCAGAUGUAUCCAAGCGAGACCUCCAAGAGAUGCUUCAGGAGCGAGGUAUAUCGGACAGUCUGAACUUUGAUGAAGAUAUUUCGGAUGAUGAUGAUGAUGCAUGUAAUGCAAGUACUCGUCCUGCUUCAGCUUCAAGCAAGAAGUCUCUUACAGAAACCGGUACAGCAGAGGCCCUUCCCCAGGAUCACUCAGGAGACAUAGGAGAAAUUGGGGACUUAAAGGAAUUUGUACUGCACCCUGCUCCCCGCGGGGUUGUCAUAAAGUGCCGUAUCAGCCGGGAUAAGAAAGGGAUGGACAGAGGCUUGUACCCUACCUACUACAUGCAUCUGGAAAGGGAUGACACUCGCAAGGUCUUUCUGCUUGCUGGGCGAAAACGCAAACGGAGCAAGACCUCAAAUUACUUAAUUUCAAUUGAUCCAACUGACCUGUCACGGGAAGGAGACAACUUUAUUGGCAAGCUGCGCUCCAACCUAAUGGGAACCAAGUUCACGGUUUAUGACAAUGGUGAAAACCCUACUAAGGUCCAGGGACACAUGUCAAACCCUACAACCCGCCAAGAGAUGGCUGCAGUCUGCUAUGAGACCAAUGUCCUUGGAUUUAAGGGUCCACGGAAAAUGACGGUCUUGAUUCCCGGAAUGAACUUCAAUCACGAGCGCAUUCCCUUCCAGCCGCAAAACGAUUCGGAGAGUCUCCUGUCCAGAUGGGGGAACAAGUGUCAGGAGAACAUAAUUGAACUGCACAAUAAAGCUCCUGUGUGGAAUGAUGAUACCCAGUCUUACGUGCUCAAUUUCCACGGACGUGUUACCCAUGCCUCUGUCAAGAACUUCCAGAUUGUGCACGAUAAUGACCCCGACUACAUCGUCAUGCAGUUUGGUCGGGUUGCAGAAGACCUCUUCACACUUGAUUACAGUUACCCACUGUGUGCUUUGCAGGCCUUCUCUGUUGCCCUGUCCAGCUUUGACAGCAAGCUUGCAUGUGAGUGAGAGGCCUGCUGCUACAGCAUCUCCACAACCAAACCCUGCUCUUUCUCUCUCUCUCUCACUCUCUCUCACUCUGCUUGAAGUGUUAGUCCUUUUCCUUCUGCCAACUGUUCAAAGGCUGAGCCUGCCCUAAGCCUGCACCUUUUCUCUUAUGGCACAUAUUGUCCAUUGACUCUGGGGAAGAAGAAGCUGUUGUGCCUUUAUGUUCUAUUAGCCACCUAACCAGUGUAUUUUAUUGGGGCCCCUGUUUUGCUGCUGGACUUGCGCAAAGUGCCCUAUGGUGGCUCUUCAUUUAAUAGUGAUAUAAUAGUCAGACAUACACUACAUUAUAUUCUGGCUUUGUACACUCUGUACUGUAAACUCCCUGCUCUGCAGCCUUUUAUUAUACCUUGGUACGAACUCCUGGUUUUAGCGUUGCUUGUAGCUAUUGAUGAAGGCAACUCUUACAUUUCUAUAUUGUCGUCUCCUGAAAUCCUAGACCUCACAAAGAAAUGGUCUCUCCUUUCCAACAUUUUAUGGAAUACAGUGCUGGUGUGACCUAUGUUAUUUCCUAUUCUGCUGCCUUUUCUAUGUAGAGCCACAAUAUAUCUUAAUUUAAAUAAGCAGCUGUGGAUGAGUGUCGCUCUUAAUGGGAAUAUUGCAAGGAAUAUAUAGCUUAUUUGGGGGUACACGUUUACUUUGCAUACACUAUACAAAUUCCCUGCUCUUUGGUAGGGGAGAGGGAGUAACUGGAAUGAUAUAACUGCCCUUUUUUAUUUCCCUGAACUUUUAAGAUGAUUUUUUAGGUGUUUUAUGAAUAAGUCAGCAUUUUAUUAUUUGAAAAACCUUUUAUACCCUUCCAUGAAAGCUAAGUAUACA
This is a messenger RNA of Xenopus laevis (African clawed frog), 2532 nucleotides long. RefSeq names its product TUB like protein 3 L homeolog (gene tulp3.L). The record is from RefSeq and is marked provisional. Gene Ontology annotation, biological process: protein localization to cilium. Gene Ontology annotation, cellular component: cilium. NCBI's taxonomy places the organism in Eukaryota, Metazoa, Chordata, Amphibia, Anura, Pipidae.